AUUCUGAAAGGGAGAAGUUUUGGCGCGCAGACGUUGGCGUGUCCAAAGGCGCAGAAGCAGAUAAAUGCGCAUUCAAGACAAUCCCAGUGUCGAACCGGAACGCCAGGGAGCAGCGCUUUAGCCUCGUCGCUGGGAUUUCGAGGUAUUUGUGAGCAGCAUCGAGCAGCCUACUAUGAAAAUCAGUGCAAAGUCAUCUUUGUUGUGUGGCAUUCCUCCGGAUUGAAUAAAAAGAAAGAACACGGCAGAUAUCAUUUUAAUCCACUUCGGAUUGGUUCUUGCGCGUAACUAAGGAGCCCUUGCAAGACAACGAUUAGAGCCAUUGAGCAAGGGGCAAUUUGCGUAGAGAAGUCGAUUUUUCUUCCUCAGGGGAAACUAUUUAAAAUUAAGGAUUGAAAAACGGAUCCUUCCGCGAAAGUGAAUGGAAAGGGACGAGAUCAACGCCUGGACUUGAGUGAGCUCUACCACAUGAGAGGCGAUGCUUCAGCACGUGGGUCUGGUUUCCCCAAAAGCUUGCAGUGGAUUUAAGCGCCGCUCAUCUUGAACCGGUCGAGAAGUUAUCGAGGAUGAGAGUGCUGCAAACCAUCUUCUUUCUUUGUCUCCUGCACCAGGCUGCGUGCGAGAAAGCGAGCGGGGCGGCGACCGAGCUCAUCGAAUGGGACGAGAGCGACCACGGACAGAAGUUCUCUCCCAGCGGGGCCAGCCCCCGGGUCCUGAACCCCCUGCGGCUCUUCGCCAAGGGGCUCCCGGGGCUCCGCAGCAACACCCGGGAGGUGACGUACCUGGAGAACGUGGAGGACUUCUGGGACUGGUUAUCUAACCAGACAGAUGGGGCAGGGGCACAGGCCAGAACUAAGCGUAGACCCAUGGUGAAAACGGGCAAGUUCAAGAAGAUGUUUGGCUGGGGCGACUUCCACUCCAACAUCAAGACGGUGCAGCUCAACCUGCUCAUCACCGGCAAGAUCGUGGACCACGGCAACGGCACCUUCAGCGUGUACUUCCGCCACAACUCCACGGGCCUGGGCAACGUCUCCGUCAGCCUGGUGCCGCCCUCCAAGGUGGUGGAGUUCGAGGUGGCCCGGCAGUCCACCACCGAGGGCAAAGACGCCAAGUCCUUCAACUGCCGCAUCGAGUACGAGAAGACGGACCGAAACAAGAAGACUGCGCUGUGCGCUUUCGACUCGUCCAAGGUGUGCUACCAGGAGCACACGCAGAGCCACGUGUCCUGGCUCUGCUCCAAGCCCUUCAAGGUCAUCUGCAUCUACAUCGCCUUCUACAGCGUCGACUACAAACUGGUGCAGAAGGUGUGCCCCGACUACAACUACCACAGUGACAUGCCCUACUCCUCCACCGGGUGACCCGCCCUAAAAAGAGAAGAUUUAAAUGUCGAAUUCGAAUAGCUGUUCAUCCUCCCCUCCUCCCUGUGGUUGAUCUGGGAUUCUGUGUGAGCCACUCAACCACGCUAUGACCCACUUAUUCUGAAACCGCUUUUCAUCACUAGCACACGUAUGCGUUUUCUGUAUAUUAAAAAAAGGCUACUGGUAAUGAGUAUACCGUCCAGAUGUUUACGACUGGGGAAGGCCGUAGGCAAGCACGGCCCCGAUUCAGAGAACAGAGCCCGACUCCCGGAUAUUAGCGCCGCUUUUACUUUGGAGGAGUAAAAAAAUAAACAAAUGCAUCCGAUUGUCUUUAACUCAUCAGAGCACAUUUUCUCCCUUGUACAGUUUAACUUCAAAUUUCUAUUUCUCACUGGGUUCCAGUGCUAAUAAAAAAAUAAAAUAAAACCAAAAGUAUUCCGAGAACUGGGUAAUUAAAAACAACAUAAGACACAUUAUUGCCUAUUAGAAUACAUCAUCUAGAACACUGCAUUGUUUUUUUGACUAAUUGGAUUGGCUUGCUACUAAAGUCGUCCAAAGAUUACGCGUACCCUAAAACUAAUCGUACAUUGCAGCGUUGGCAUUUGAGGGAUGCAGUGUUGAGGCACGUGCGUCUCCUUUUGGAAAGCCAACAGCGGAUUAAUGUGUCGGGAGAGGUGUAUGAAAGCGAUAAUUGCAGGACAGGUGGAUUUAGUGAGACUGGCAGAUAAUUAACAGCACUUUGUCAUGGUCCUUCUACCAGCCCUGACAUCACUUGUCUUUAAUAGGUUUUAAUUAGAGCGCACAUUCUCAUUUACUCAAUGCCAAAAGCGAGCAAAGGCGAAAGCAGGAAAAAAAAUAAUGCAUUCAGAAAGUAGAAUCAGAAUGAUUUAUGGACCUUGCAUAAAUAGGACAGGUAUCGCGUCAGCACCAGCCAAUACUUGUGAACGAAACGUAAAAUAUGUAAACUGGUUAUAUUGGGUUUCGAAUUUUUCCUUCCGUAUCCAUGGGUUGCAAUCAAUCACGUCAAUAAUUGAUGUAAAGAAAUUUACCUUUUUGCCCUAUAAGUUGUAUGUUCUUACAUCUGUAAAUGCUACCGUCAGAUUAUACACAUAAAGCUGUAUGAUGAAAUACCUGAAUCUCUGUUUAUCUAUGUUGGUGUUUUAAUUCUAUCCCCCCCUUUUUGUGAAAAUGCCGUAUGUUACCUUGACGUAUGCAAUCUUGAUCCCUCUAAAUCCUAAGCGUGUUGAAAAAUGACAUUAGAGUUAAAAGAUGUUAGUUUUAUUUGUCCCAGAGAAAAUAAUAUCGAUCUGUAAAACUGUUUACUUUAAUUCUGGUGUUUGUUAAGCGAUAGUUUAAGUCGUCCAUUGAUAUUUUUAGUGAGUGCUUUAUUGAGUUUUUAUGUAAACCUUGGGACUACACAGUUUCUUUGCAGAUUUAUCCACUUGUGAUUUGUUGAAAGUUAUUUUCCUUCUGUAAAAUACGCGUAACCCACUGCUGUGUGUAUAGUGUAAGUAAAAAUGGUCACUUUGGAAUAUUUAAUAGGGCAUUUCUUUUGGUAAAAAAUCGAAGUUGUUUGUAAAAGAUCAGUUUAGGUUUUUAAAGGCAUUAAAAACCUUAUUUAAACUUUCAA
This is a messenger RNA of Gadus morhua (Atlantic cod), 2985 nucleotides long. RefSeq names its product neurexophilin 2a (gene nxph2a). Gene Ontology annotation, molecular function: signaling receptor binding. Lineage: Eukaryota; Metazoa; Chordata; Actinopteri; Gadiformes; Gadidae. The coding region runs from base 564 to 1355 and encodes 263 amino acids. The record is from RefSeq and is a predicted model, not a curated record. The transcript has 3 exons.